Coniophora puteana RWD-64-598 SS2 is the source of this 904-nucleotide messenger RNA. RefSeq lists its product as uncharacterized. The transcript is spliced from 3 exons. The record is from RefSeq and is a predicted model, not a curated record. Bases 142 to 678 code for a protein of 178 amino acids. NCBI's taxonomy places the organism in Eukaryota, Fungi, Basidiomycota, Agaricomycetes, Boletales, Coniophoraceae.
GUGGGCGCCGGUUGUCGUAAACAUGUAAACAUAUAGUGCGAGCGAUCGCGUGCGUCAUGCCGUAAGGCCCCUGUUAUUUAGGUAAGGUCUCCUGAGAAGGAGCCCAGUACGUCUCUCCACCUUGCCAUCGCUCGCGCCCCAAUGUGGACCCCGUUCUCUGAUCAAGUGUCCUCUUCUCCCAGCCAUACCGCCCCGUUAGAUGCUGCUAUCAGCAAUGAGGAGGACAAGCCCACAACCGCGGGCGCUAAUAUCAGCGCCAAGGUGCUGAGGCAGCCACAGGACUUCCCCGCCAUCUUCCACGUCGCCGCACUGGGCGCCGUGCUCCUCCCCGUCGCGCUUGCCCCGUGCCUCUUCAUGCGGCGGAGCUUCUCGACGUUGCACCGUCGGCUGGACGCGCUGGAGCACAGCGUGGCCGUGGCGCAGCGCGCGUCGGCGCUGGAGGUCGAGAUGCAGAAGGAGGCGGUUCGCGUUGCGGUGGACCGCGCGAGGGGGCUGCAGGGGGAGGUGGGCGAGUUGCGGGAGGAGCUUGGGCGGGCGUGUAAGCGGGGAGAGGAGAGGGACGCGGAGGUGCGGAGGGCGGUUAGGGGCGUCGUGGAUGAGCAGGCUGAUGUUAGGGAGAAACUAGGAUCUGGCUUUUUCGUGAACAUGUGGGGACGAAAGCCGUCUGGUCCUACUUAAUCGCAUGCUUUGGCUGGAGCUGGUUCUGCUACCUUGAACUCUUCGUGCCAUGGAAACUUGUAGGGGAAUCUACAUAGAGGUCAAUGUAUAGUAUGCUUGUACUCAUAGUACAGGUUAAGCAGGCCUACAAAGCAGAAUAGGUGAUUCACGCAAAGAACCAAACAAUUGACAAUGUCACGGUUAAUUAGUAUUACACUUGCUUCAAACACCCUAUCUUUCGUUCUAC